This is a messenger RNA of Liolophura sinensis, 3059 nucleotides long. RefSeq names its product transmembrane channel-like protein 7. The coding region runs from base 50 to 2374 and encodes 774 amino acids. Gene Ontology annotation, cellular component: plasma membrane. The transcript has 18 exons. Lineage: Eukaryota; Metazoa; Mollusca; Polyplacophora; Chitonida; Chitonidae. The record is from RefSeq and is a predicted model, not a curated record. Gene Ontology annotation, molecular function: mechanosensitive monoatomic ion channel activity.
UUGCAUAUAGCAGACAGGUGGAGUCCACUGCUAUAUCUCAGGGGUUAGAAUGAACGAACGAUCACAGAAUGCAGACACCCAUGGCAGUGUGAGAGACGCUGCAAACUGGUCACGUCAUUUUGGAAACAACACAGAGCGUCGACAAGUUCCACUUCAAAAACAUCAGCCACCACCACCUCAUGCGACCACCAGUAUUACAAUGACGUCACAAACCUCAGGUGUCAAUGUGAAGGGUAGUCAUGGUAGCGUAAGGUUACCACCCUCUUCUCAUGCAAGUGAGGGCCCCUCCCACGUCACUCAGACUGGAUCUGUCCGUCAUGUUCAACUCCUCGCCUCGGACACGUGCAUCUCCUACACCCAGUCACUGACCAAGCAGGUGGGUCGCGGCCACUCAUUUGCUCGUUCCUGGAGCAGGCAUGUCCAUCACCUGGACAGCGACAUUUUCUCUGAAGCUGCUAUCAAGGAUGUAACAGCGAAGCUGGACUCCCCUGGAGCAGGAUUCCCCUAUGGUGUCCAAUCUGAUAUACACGACCCCUCACAGAACAAAGCUAAUGCUGAUGAACUUGUCUUUAGUAAACAAAGGCAGAAUAGAAAAAAGAGGGAGAAGUCAAAGGGUUUAAAUCUGCGUAGCAAAAUGGGUUUUUUCAACCUGGUUCGCCAUGAUUUUCUGGUUUGGUGGGACAGGUUUUCCAGUCGCCUGUGGGAAGUUCCUGUUUUUCGAGAUGUCAUCAAUAAGACAGAGAGUCACUUUGGUUCCAGUGUAGUUUCUGUGUUCAUCUUUACCAAGUGGAUCUUCUGCCUCAAUCUUACCCUCUUCCUGCUCUGGUUCUUUUUCGUCAUUUUGCCCAGCAUGAUUUACUUUCCUUACAAGGACGUCAGUCAGAAGUUCAGGUUCUCAAACCUGCUGGAUGGAAAGGGAAUACUGGCAGAAUCUUUCUUCUUCUAUGGCCACUACCCCAGAACGAUCAAUGGGUACCACCUAGACUUUGCGUAUCUCCUUAUUCUGCUCAUCACCUACUUCGGAAGUUUUUUCAUUAUUUUAAGAGGAAUUGCUCGUGCAACCUGUUUAACUGUGCGAGGGGAGGACAAUACACGUCUCAAAUUCACCACGCUGCUGUUUGCCACCUGGGAUUAUAACCUGACCUCCAGGGGAGCUGUUUAUCAGGCCAGUCAGAGCAUCAUCAACACCUGUAAGGACCAAAUGGUGGAAGCCAAGGCACAUGCAGCUGUCUUCUUGAGAAGUAGAACUGAGAAGACCAAAGUGAUUUUGCUGAGAAUCCUAGCAUGGACAAUCACCAUCAUCCUUAUUGGUGCGGGAUGUGCUGGCAUUUUCUUCCUCGUAGUUAAUGUGAAUUUUGCUGAUGCAAACCACUUAGGGCAGAUUUCAAAUGCUACUGGGAUCAACCUGUCUUCAGGAUUUUUCCAGGUGUAUGGAACCACAAUUAUUUUCAGUCUGAUCAACAUCAUUGUCCCAAUGGCUAUCACUCGACUGCCGAUCAUGGAGCACUACAGCACAGGGCAGUGGGAGCUGAGGGUGACACUGGUACGAGUGUUCUUUCUGAGGAUGGCUAACCUGAUCGCUCUCAUGUAUUCACUGUACAGCACGGUGCAGCACCUUGUUGAUGACAGUCAGACUGGAGACAGCAGCCUAGGCUGUGUGGGGACGGUGCUGGGGCAGGAACUCUACAAACUGGUCAUCAUGGACACCCUAGUACAUGCCAUUGUCAACCUCAGUAUGUACUUCGGGGCCUACUUCUGGAACAGACAAAAGAAGGAAUUACACUUACCCUCAGCUAUACUGGUCAUCAUCUAUAGACAGGCACUGAUAUGGGCUGGUACCUUGGCAUGUCCUGUGAUGCCUCUCAUAGGCUUGUUAUCCAACUCGGUAUUUAUUGGCGUGAACUAUCUAAUAGUUCACCGGACCUGCAAGCCGCCAGAGAAACGCUGGAACCAAUCACGCCACAGCGCCUUCUUUCUACGCUUCCUGCUCUUCAGCCUUAUCAUUCUCCUACCAGCAGUGUCGUAUGUAUUGGGAAGCGAUGCCCUGAAGCUGGGGAAGGCCCCUCAAGGUGUCCCUAACGGUCCAUUUGGCAUGGGUCAGCCCACAGCGGCGUUUUCUCGCUGGAGGAAGUGUCUCCCGCUCUUCCUGCAGGAGUGUUUCAUGUGGAUCCUGUCGGACGUCGUCUUACUGCCAGCCUUCCUCAUCAUGCUGGUCAUCAUACUGUAUCUGAGACUGAGAGUGGCUUAUACCUACAAACAGACCAUUUAUCUGAGAGCUGAUCUUCGGCAGGAAAGAGAAGACAACAAAAGCAUGGCCAAAAGGCUGAGGUUUGCCCAGCAGGUGAAUCACAUGAGAUCUCCAGACUUCCAGUAGUGCAAAGUUUAGCACGGUGUUCUCCCUUCAAGAUUCUGAAGGCAUGGACUUUAAUAGUUACACAUCCACUGUAGUCACCAUAUUAUCUUUGAGGUUGAAAAGGUUUUCCCAUGACAGAAUACAUGUAUAUGUGUUGUUGAACAGAGCCAGGCCAAAAAGUCUUAUGGUGUGCUUGGCACUCUUCCCCCAAAAUCCAGUUUGUUAGCAAUUGUCUCUUUCUUAUUGAGGGCGCAAGAUGUUAUGAACAGUUUUCAACCAGUCAAGUUUGUAUUUAGAAACUGCAGUUCAACAAGAGGAAUAUUGGCUUUAAUUUCUGUCGCUCCUUGUAUUCCAGUAUGGUUGCUGUCUGCAAUCUUCGAUUUUCUAGCUGUCUUAUAUCUUAGAACAGUUUCCAACCUAUCCAAAUCAUGUUCACAUGCACACAGUCACUAGAGGUCAAUGUUGGAAUUGACUUUCGUCAUUCUGAAUUCAUCAGUGUACCUAAUCAUUGAUCAGUGUACCUGGAUAUUUGUCACAUUAUACAUGUAACAACGAAGACAUAUCAGCUACUGAACUUGUGUUUCAUGAUUUGCAAUUUGGAUGUCACAAUGUCCACAUUUUCAUGGCUGACCAAAAAUGUGAUACUAGUAAUUACUAGAUGCUAUGUAAUAUAACCCUGUGAUAUAUAUUUUAAGAAAUCCUUCCU